This is a messenger RNA of Clunio marinus, 885 nucleotides long. Lineage: Eukaryota; Metazoa; Arthropoda; Insecta; Diptera; Chironomidae. The record is from the annotation of a GenBank genome assembly.
AUGUCGAAAGUUUCAAUUUGUGAAGUCGCUAUUAAAGUGGGAAGUUUCUGUAAAUUUUUUGGUUUCGCUGUUUUCUCAGUUGUUGAUGGAAAAGUUAAAGUUACGAUAUUUGAUAAAAUUUGUUUUAUUUUAAAUUUCUUGUUUAUAAUUGCAUUGGGUUAUUUCGGCAUUUAUUACCAAUUCUCCUCAUUUGAAGAUUCAAUAUUAGCUGCAAUGGGAACGUGUGUAGCGGCAGCAGGUGGAACUUUGUCCUCUUUCUUCUCCAUGACGAUAACUUUAUACUUUCGACACGACAUAUGGAAACUUAUAACUCUACUUGAUAAUAUGACAAACACUUUCAUGGGUUUGACGAUGAUUUUCAGUUAUUUACUUUCUCUACAAAUUAGUUUAAUUAAUGAAACAUUGAGUCUCAAAUCAAUUCAUCUUGAUUGCAUCAAAUGUGUGCAACUAAUUAACAAAAUCUUUGGAGUGUUGGCAUUGGGAUCUGUUGCAACUGACUUCUUAGUCUCGAUCUUUUCGAAUUUCGUUGCAUUCAAAGCAUUUUACUUCAACGAUGUUAAUAAAACUUAUGCGGUGGAAUGUUUAUGCUUCGGCAUAUUCUUAAAAUACACCGUCAUGUUCAUGUUAUACGCAUGCAAUCGAGUAAGUUCCGAAAGCAAGCGUCUACAAACGUCGAUUUCAAAGUUGAGCUUUAAGGAAGAUUAUUCAAUUUUACAACUGCAAGCUUUUGGGAAUCAAGUGAAAAAUUUACCUGUUAAACUGACAUGUGGACUGUUCGACUUUGAUUAUUCUUUAGUUAUGAUGAUGAUAUCAUCAGUUUGCACAUAUCUGCUGAUUGUGAUUCAAUUUGAAAUUUCCGCUCAACAACAAUCUUUCAAAACUUAA